AAUACUAGUUUCUAGCUACAGCAAAGCCGGGGCUCAAUUUCCAUGCAAAAGGCAUUCUAGAUCUCGAGAUCUGACAGCUCCCGACAAACGCAAACCUCUUCUAAGAAAACACUGACAACGCACUUGCACUGAUAUCGGGAACUGAGCUGAGCAGAGCUAGCUGAGCGCGGAUAACACACGAGCUGUCUAGCUAGCUGUCGUCGUCGUACUCGUUUGCUUUUCCCGUUGAUGCUUCGCUGCCGAUAAGUGGAACUCAGUGACGUGUGUUCUUCACGCUGCGUCUCAUUAUAUUUGAAUAGGAAACUCAGCCAGGGUUUCGGGCUCGGCGGCUAGCUCAGCAAACGUUGGAUGCUCUGUGCCGAUCGCAAGGGACAGGUCACGUUUCCCCCGCGGAGAUUGCAUCUGCUUUUGUCUUGUAAAGCUUCUCAUCGAUCACUUAUCAACAAUGGUUAGAUUAGACUCAUGAAACAGCAUUGUAACAGAGGCCAAACCAAACUGAGACAAUGCUGCGACCAGUCCACCAUACCCUGUUCAUGACAGAAGUCCUGUCCUGGAGUCUUACUAUUCUAGUGUUGGCCAGCCAGCAACCCCAGCAAUCAGAUAUGACAAGCAGUCAUCGUUUUCACAUUUGGAUUAAUGGAAGCCACAAUGCAAAGGAGUCACGAGAUGGAACUUUUGUCUCACCAGGUUUCCCAACCACCCAUUUCUCGUUAGCCACCACAUACAACUUUCACCUGACUCAUCGCAGCAAACAUGGACAUGUUAAGCUGAACUUCACUGAUUUCUUUCUUAUGCCCUUGGAUAAUUCUGCACAGUGUGGAUCACUUCUCAGCGAUUAUGUGAAGAUUAUGGAUGGUACCAGUGUAACCAGGCACUGCAGUCAUCUUCGACCACAGCCUUAUAUCUCAUCCUCCCACGAGCUCACCCUUGAGUACUACUACACUCCUAGCACAGGUAGCUUCCUCCAUCACAGCCUCCUCAGGGUGGGCUACCAGUUCCUCUCUCGGGCUGAAGCCAUGAUCGAGUGGGACAACCUAAUCAGAGGUUAUUAUGGUAAGUCCUAUUAAAAGUCAAACACAAU
Messenger RNA from Strongylocentrotus purpuratus (purple sea urchin), 1081 nucleotides. RefSeq lists its product as uncharacterized. The coding region runs from base 504 to 1067 and encodes 187 amino acids. The record is from RefSeq and is a predicted model, not a curated record. The transcript is spliced from 4 exons. NCBI's taxonomy places the organism in Eukaryota, Metazoa, Echinodermata, Echinoidea, Camarodonta, Strongylocentrotidae.